Messenger RNA from Agrilus planipennis (emerald ash borer), 4124 nucleotides. RefSeq names its product protein patched (gene ptc). Gene Ontology annotation, molecular function: hedgehog family protein binding; hedgehog receptor activity; smoothened binding. The coding region runs from base 515 to 4066 and encodes 1183 amino acids. Gene Ontology annotation, cellular component: plasma membrane. The transcript is spliced from 5 exons. Gene Ontology annotation, biological process: smoothened signaling pathway. NCBI's taxonomy places the organism in Eukaryota, Metazoa, Arthropoda, Insecta, Coleoptera, Buprestidae. The record is from RefSeq and is a predicted model, not a curated record.
ACUACAGUUAAACGGCGUCGGCGUGCGCAGACCGAAACAUCGUUUUGUUGGAUAUAGUAUGUGUAGUAGUAUGGAUGUAGUUGUCUUUGCCUGUCCAUUCGAAGCGGCUGAAAAGGAGGCAGCAAACCGUAGGAACUACGCGUCGAUGUUUCGAGACGAGAGUCGAAUACGUGCGUUUAUACCAGUUCAUUCAUAAUCAAAUCAGUUAAAAAAGUGCGUGUGAUCUGUAAAGUUUAAAGUUUAGUUGCUUUAUUAGCAUUAACUGUAACUUAACAUACAAUAAUGUUUAGUAACGUACAAUUGCAAGAUUGUGGCAGUAUAAAACUUGCUUAAUUUGGACUAUUAAGUAAUUAAUUAAUGUAUAUAAAUGUGUCUUGUGGCAAUGAACGCCUUUUUUGUAUUCGAUGUUGGCAGUUAAGUUGAUGAAAGGUGGUGUUCAUCAGAGUGGCAACUUUACGUGCGCUAAUGCCCACUACGGGGGCCUGCAUUUGCAGAUUUCUCGGUCACGGCGAGCAUGGCCUCGGCUGACUCGCAAGCUGACCCGGAACGACAUCGCUCCGAUCUUUAUGUGCGCCCGGGGUGGGUGGAUGCUGCUGUAGCACUGAUUCAAAUUGAACAGGGCAAGGCAAGAGGCGAUCGCGGUAUCCUAUGGAUACGCGUGCGGCUUCAGAGACAACUGCGUUCACUUGGUACAUUCCUAGAAGCGCAUGCUGGAAAAGUUAUCUUCGUUAGCCUUCUUGUCAUUGCCACCUUCUGCGUUGGAUUAAAAAGUGCUACCUUUCAUUCGGACAUUUUGCAAUUGUGGGCUGAACCUAGUCAGCCCGAGGAGACUCCUUCUGUUGAGGUUUUAUCAACACAUCAAAUAGUUGUACAAACGGUGGUUGAUCCCGAAGGUAGACUUCUUCAUAGUAGGGGCCUUCUUGAACACCUUAAUAUGAUAAGGCAAGCUACGCAAGUCACCGUCACUAUGUUCGAUAUCACCUGGAAACUUAAAGAUAUUUGUCAAUCUCCUAGUGUUCCUGACUUUGAUGUCCAUUAUAUUGAACAAAUGUUUGAAAAUAUGAUGCCAUGCACUAUCAUAACUCCUUUAGAUUGUUUUUGGGAAGGAUCUAAACUUUUGGGACCUGAAUAUCCUGUACAUAUCCCCUACGGUAUUGGUAAGAAUGUAAAAUGGACAAAUUUAAAUCCGAGCCGUUUGGUUGCUCAAAUAAAAGAAAAAGAAUCUCGCUUUGAUUACCAUUCGUUAGAAGAUUACUUUCGACGAGCAGGAAUUACCUCAGGUUAUCAAGAGAAACCUUGUUUAGACCCUUUUGAUCCAGAUUGCCCCUUAAUGUCACCCAAUAGAAAUUCUAGCCACCCUUUAGAUGUCGGAGCGGAACUCACCAGCGGUUGCUAUGGUUUUGCAGCAAAAUAUAUGCACUGGCCUGAAGAUUUAAUUGUUGGAGGUGUUGUAAAAAAUAAAACUGGUCACAUCAAACAAGCCCAAGCACUUCAAACGGUAGUUCAACUGAUGGGAGAACACGAGCUAUACGAAUUUUGGUCAGACACAUACAAAGUUCAUCACAUUGGGUGGAAUCAAGAGAAGGCUUCUAUGGUUUUAAAUGCAUGGCAAAAGCGAUUUUCAUUGGAGGUAGAAAGACUAACCAAAGUCAAUUCAUCGUCGUAUAAUUUUAAUACUUUCUCUACAAGUAGUUUAAAUCGCGUACUUGCAGAAGAAUCUAAAACAGACUUUUUAAAAUUGGUAAUAGCACUUACGGCGGUCGUUAUUUAUGGAUGGCUGUGUCAAUCGUUCCUUGCAGCGUUAGGAAUCUUGUUACUUUCCAGUUCAGCAGCUGCAAGUUUAGGAGUUUGCAGCCUUCUUGGACUUCCUAUGAACCUACUGAGUACUCACGUUUUACCAUUCGUUACUGUAGGUCUUGCGAUGAGGGAGAUCUUUUUGUUGUUAUCCACGCAGAAAAGAAACGUGUCACCAUCAGAAGUACUACAGAGGUCGGGGCCAACGAUUCUGGUAACAGCAAUUAGCAACGCUGCAGCCUUCAUUGCCGCAGCAAUCGUACCAAUUCCUGCAUUGAGGGUAUUCUGCAUGCAAUGUGCCGUCAUCGUCCUUUUUCAUGGUGCUAUCCUGCUACUAGUUUUCCCGGCUUUUCUUGCUUUAAAGGUGAGAUGCAAGAAAUCUGAUAUGCCAUGCUUAAGAAGUGAAUCAAAGAAUUCUUCAGCACCUAUUAACAAUAACAACAACGAAGAUUUAGAGAGCGGUGUAAAUCUAAUUUCGCCAGAGAGUCUUUGCAAGAAGAAAAACAAUUUAGUGCCAUCAGUUGUUAUUUACUACUCGAAGAAUUUUCUUUUAAAACCGUUUUUUAAGGUGACAUUGUGUUUAACAUAUGCUAUACUAAUAAUAUUUUGUGUCUUCAAUGGACUUAAAUUAGAGUACGAUGUUCGACUUUCGACAUUUUUACCAAGACAUACUCAAGAAUACAAGUAUUUGGAAGCACACAAUAGGUUUUUUGGAUUUUAUAAUUUUUAUUUGGUGACUACCGAACUGGAAUAUCCUUUAAAUCAACCAUUGUUAUAUGAAUAUCAUGCAUCUCUUACAAAAGUUCCUCAUGUCAUGAAAGACUCGAAUGGGGGCCUGAAUAUGAAUGACUUUUGGCUUGCUAACUUUAGAGAUUUUUUAUUAGAUCUUCAGCAAGAAUUCGAUGUUAAUAGGAAGAAUAAAUGUUUAAACAGUGAAAAAUGGUUUCCAAAUGCUACAGAAAAGGCUGUGCUGGCUUUUAAAUUGUUAGCUCAGACUGGAGUCGUGGAAUUUCCAGUUGACAAAAGUCAAAUCCUUAAUAAACGACUCGUCGAGGGAGAUGUAAUUGAUCCGAAAGCGUUUUACAAUUAUCUUUCUGUAUGGAAUAGCAACGAUCAAAUGUCUUAUUCUAGUUCUCAAGCAAAUUUAACUCCAAAACCGUUCCAGUAUUACAGCACUAAGACUGAAUAUGAUUUAAAGAUUCCAAAAUCUCAACCUCUUAUAUACACACAAAUGCCGUUUUACUUUAAAAAUUUAAGAACGACAGGGAAAAUAAUCGAUACGUUAAAACAAGUAAAAGAAAUAUCAGCGUCGUUUGUUGCCAAAGGCCUUAAAAAUUAUCCUAUAGGUUUAAUAUUUUCAUUUUUUAAUCAACUUCUCGUUUUAGAUAAAUUACUUUUGAUGCAAUUGGCUUUUAUGUUAGGAGAGAUAACAAUUUUUACGUGUUUCUUAGUACAUUGGUCAAAAUUGUGGUGUUUACUUUUUUGUAUUUUAACAAGUAUGUUAAUGAUGUGUUUGAUGAAUAUUAAUGCUCUGACAGGUACCUUAGGAACCCUGUAUUUUGUAAUAAUCAGUAGAAAUGUUGUACUAGUAUUGUCGGGGUUUUUAAAUGCAGUAGGAAACAGGGAAAGAAGAGUUAGAUUAUCAUUGGAAGUAAAUGCAGAACCUAUUUUUAAAGGUGACAUUGGUCUCCUUACUUGCGUGGCAAUUUUAUCUUUAUCAAAUUUAGAAUUCAUUAGAUACCACAUAUUUAUGACUUUAGUGAUGUCCGUGUGUUCGUCUUUGGGUUUUUCGUUACUACUUUUCCCCGUCGUUCUUUCACUGGUAGGGCCAAAAGCUGAAGUUCAACCCUUAGAAAAUAGCGAGCGAAUUUCUACGCCUCCUCCGCCCCCACCUCCACAGGCUCCAACCCGUUCGCCAAUAUAUGUCAAACCCACAAGACGUAAUUCACCAUCAAAAACUACUCGAGAGCCAAGUUUAACGACGAUUACAGAAGAAAGUUGUAAUCAGAGUAUUGUCGUUGAACCUCAGGUCACUGUGGAAUACAGUAGUCCAGAAUCGAGUUCUAGUGGGCCCUAUACAACAAAAGUUACAGCAACGGCAAAUAUAAAAGUGGAAGUCGUUACACCUAUAUACCGAUCAAAGUGUAGUGGUUGUAGAACUAAAUGUGGGAGACAUAAACCGCAGUGUCACUGUUGUAAACAAGACUCUGAUAAUAGCGAUAGUAGCAGUAGCAGUAAUGAUUCUGAACCCUCAUGUAGAACAACCAGCUAGCAUUUGUUACCGUUAUUUGCUCCAUGUAAAAAUGUUCAUAUAUUCAUAUUUAUAUCGA